ACAGGAGAAGAGGGUAUAUAGAUUCAGUGGAGGUGAGGAUUUCAUUUGCACUGGACGACUGCAGACUGAAACCAGUCUGAAACACAACAAUGCAUUCUACAAUGAUACUUCUGGUUAUCUUGUUUGGCUUGUUGACCCAGGCCCACACUCUACCUGUUAAGAAUUCUACUGGAGUACAUGAGGGAAAAGUGAGGUUGAAAAGGAAAUACUCAGAUGAGAUUACAGACCGCGAUGAAAUGAGCGUGAUGGAUCAAAUCCUGCUAGUCAAUUACAAUUUGCGAGUCCCUAGAGGACUGUUAUUCAGAGAGGGAGACAUUGCUACCUCAUAUAUACGGAGCGCCAUAACGUGUCCUGGCAAUGCCUGUCUGUGGCCUAAAUCAAUUGAUGGAUUUGUUUAUGUACCAUACAUCCUUUCUCCACUAUAUGACGACAUGGACAGAAUCACAAUAGAAAACGGGAUGCAAGACAUUUCCUCAGGAACAUGUAUUAAAUUUGUUCCACGCACUCACGAAGGCAGCUUCCUUGAUAUUCAGCCUAGAUAUGGCUGCUGGUCAUUUCUGGGGCAGAUAGGAGGAAGUCAGACCCUGUCACUGCAGACUCCUGGGUGCAUGUGGUCAGGAGUGGCUUCCCACGAGUUAAUGCACGCCCUUGGCUUUGUACAUGAGCAAUCUCGCUCAGACCGAGACCACUAUGUCUCAAUUGUAUGGAAAAACAUCAUGCCGGAACAAGUGCAUAACUUCAGGAAACAAGUGACAAACAAUCUCAAUAGUCCGUAUGACUAUGGCUCUGUCAUGCAUUAUGGAAGAUAUGCCUUCUCUGAAGACGGUGGACCAACAAUUAUCCCCAAACCAGAUCCUUACAUUCCCAUUGGCCAGCGAGAUGGACCCAGUAUUCUAGAUCUUCAUAAAAUAAAUGUCCUUUAUAACUGUGGUGCCAACGAGUAACUGCAUCCAGAGUUAUUCUGUUCAAAUCUGCUCUCAGGUCAUGUCAGAUUUGAAAAGUGGUUAAUUAUAACUUUUGGUCUUAAGUAGAGCGUGUGGGCAACAUUACUAUAUAGCAAUUUCAUUUUUUUUCUCUAUUAGUAUUUUGAAUCAUUAUCACAAAUUCUAGUCUGUACUUUUAGAGUGCAAUCUACUAAUCUGUGAUUAAGUGCCAUCAUGUGCGAAAAGGGGCAAGCAAAAAUUGAAAGCUGCAUUUUCCUAAUAUAACAGAAAUCAGCAGUGUGAUGAUUAUUGGUGCCAGAUACAUCGCUUCAUCCAAUCUCCGCAUCACUUUGUUCCAUUUCUGCCUCCUUCUCAGCUUCCACUCACUUUAAAUAAAGAAAAUGCAA
This is a messenger RNA of Scatophagus argus, 1330 nucleotides long. RefSeq names its product high choriolytic enzyme 2-like 1 (gene he2). Bases 90 to 944 code for a protein of 284 amino acids. Gene Ontology annotation, molecular function: metalloendopeptidase activity; zinc ion binding. The transcript is spliced from 9 exons. Gene Ontology annotation, biological process: proteolysis. The record is from RefSeq and is a predicted model, not a curated record. Lineage: Eukaryota; Metazoa; Chordata; Actinopteri; Scatophagidae.